Messenger RNA from Xyrauchen texanus (razorback sucker), 749 nucleotides. RefSeq names its product signal recognition particle 9 (gene srp9). NCBI's taxonomy places the organism in Eukaryota, Metazoa, Chordata, Actinopteri, Cypriniformes, Catostomidae. Gene Ontology annotation, biological process: SRP-dependent cotranslational protein targeting to membrane; negative regulation of translational elongation. Bases 101 to 361 code for a protein of 86 amino acids. The transcript has 3 exons. Gene Ontology annotation, molecular function: 7S RNA binding. Gene Ontology annotation, cellular component: signal recognition particle, endoplasmic reticulum targeting. The record is from RefSeq and is a predicted model, not a curated record.
UUAGGCCACCUGGGUUUUGCUUCAAACAGCUGUAUCUUAAGACGCCGCAACAUUUACCUAUAUUUAAUAAAAUAUCGUACUUUUGUUUAGUAUCUAAAUUAUGCCUUAUUAUCAGACAUGGGAAGAGUUUGCCCGAGCGGCUGAAAAACUCUAUUUGACGGAUCCGAUGAAGGUCAGGGUAGUUCUGAAAUAUCGACACUGCGAUGGAAACAUCUGUAUGAAAGUCACCGAUGAUGCUGUGUGUUUACAGUACAAGACUGAUCAGGCCCAAGAUGUGAAGAAGAUUGAGAAACUGCACGGCAAGUUGAUGAGAUUAAUGGUCUCAAAAGAGACACACAGUGGAGCCAUGGAAACGGACUAAAUGAAUCCUAGGACCUUUCAGUCUUGGACCGUUGUUUGUGACAGUCUGACUCUCAAAUUUUAAAGAGUCACCGAUCUGCAGGUGGAUGGAGACGUUUGGUUGAUGUUUGACUAUAUUGAGAAUGUCCAAAUCAUGCUCGCUUGGAUUUUGGAUGGAGCAAGUUGCAGGAACUUCCCACAAGAGGAUGAUAUUUGUUUAUAUUUGACCAAGUCAUAGUUUGUGUUAUUUAAUUUGGUCUAAAAGUGGUUUUUAUCUGCAUCAACAUCAAGGGAAUAUGUUUUGUACCAAGGCCUUCUUUAUUUCUUUUAAAGCUGAUGGAAAUUAAAUCCCAGUCCUGAAGUUUAUCUACAAUGUAUGUACAAAGAACCUAAAUAAAUUUUUGUUCUUC